AUGUUGCCCUGUGUUGCCAGCAUUGACCCCCUGCAUGCGGCAAACACAGCAAGACCUGACCCCCAGAGACUUUCAUCUUGCCGUCUCGUCACAACCUCAUAUCCUCGCGACAACCUUAUACCUCAUCUUAUAGCAUCCUCGUCACAACCUCAUACCUCCGUCACAUCCUCACAGCGUCCUCGUCACUUCCUCAUACUUCCGUCACAACCUCAUACCUCCGUCAUAUCCUCGUCACAACCUCAUACUUCCGUCACAACCUCAUACCUCCGUCACGUCCUCGUCACAACCUCCCACCUCCGCCACGUCCUCACAACCUCAUACCACCGUCACGUCCUCACAGCGUCCUCGUCACCUCACACUUUCAUCACAACCUCAUACCUCCGUAACGUCCUCAUAGCGUCCGUCACAGCCUCCUCACGUCACAGCCUCGUCACUCAUACCUCCGUCACGUCCUCACCUCCUCGUCACAACCUCAUACCUCACGUCCUCACAGUCCUCCACGUCACAACAACCUCAUACCUCCGUCACUCCUCACAGCGUCCUCCUCACCCUCACACAUUCAUCACAACCUCAUACCUCCGUCACAUCCUCACAACAUCCUCAUCACAACCUCAUACCUCACUCCUCUCACAACACAUCACAUCAAGCAGUAACACAAACACCAUAUUUCCUCGCCACUUCCCUCACCAUCCUCAUAAAUUCCUCUUAUUGUAUGAUGUCCUUGUGAAUUAUGCUAAUAAUUAA
This is a messenger RNA of Penaeus vannamei (Pacific white shrimp), 744 nucleotides long. Lineage: Eukaryota; Metazoa; Arthropoda; Malacostraca; Decapoda; Penaeidae. The record is from RefSeq and is a predicted model, not a curated record.